UACGCUACUAACGGCGUCUCACGCUGCGCUAUUGCGCAUGUGUUUGUUCCACAAGUCUUAUAAUAAUAACUGUAAUAACUACUCCAUCAAUACUGGUAGGCAUUAGUAGGUAUAAGUAAAGUGUGUGUGAAAUCGUAAAGAAGUAAUAGAAGUUACAAUAGAAGUUAAGGUUUGAAGUUGAGUCUAUUAAAUUUGUUCUACUGCGAUGACUAACUGAACAGUGAGGCAUGCAAACCAUGUGUUAGGAAAUUUAAAUAAUUUCAAUAAUUGAAGAUAUUUUACUUACAUAAAGAUAUUUUGUGAACAUAGUGAAAAUGGCGGAAUUACCAAGCGAUAAUACAAAUGAAAAUGAAAGUAAUAACAGAAAUGAAAAUGAAAGUGAUAACAAAAAUGAUGAUAACAUAAGCUGUAACACAAGUGAUAACACAAGUGAUAAUAUAAAUGAUAACACAAAUGACACAAAGAAAGCUAGUUGUGAUGCAAGGGAAGCUGUUCGUAGGCAAUUUUAUAAAAACCACAUAAAAGGAGAUUAUUUUAAGUUAGACAUUGAUGAGAUUACACCUCAAGAAGAAAGACGUAGACUAUUAUUAGAAUAUCAGAAGAAAUUUAGAGCAGAAACUAUUGAUGCUGCACGUGGUAUGCAUUUAAAACAGUAUUCUAUAUCAGAAAACGAAGAACAUAUGGAUGAGGAAUAUAUAGAGGAGGAAUAUAUGGAAGAUGAAUAUAUGGAUGAUGAAUGUGAGCAAGGAGAAUGUAUGGAAUGUGAAGAACAGAAUGCAAAAAAGUAUUGGAAAAAACAUAUGGAACAUAGAGAAGCAAAUCAUAUUUGCAAUAAAAAAGAUCUGAACUAUAUGAAAGUGGAAGGGUAUGCUUCGUGGCACUACAGGAUUAUUCCAAAUCAGUCCAAAACUUAUAGAAUGAUGCUAUCAGAAUGGAUGCUAGAUGCGCCGCAAGAUUUCACUGAAAAAUGGAUUAUGGUUCCAUGUCCAAUAGGACAUCGAGUUAGGCUCAUCUCAGGCUGGGGUGAAACAAAGGCAUAUUCUAGAGCCGGCAUUAUACAUGCUGUCUUCCCUUCAGCACUUCCAGGUGGAAAUCCUUCUAGUAACAUGCAUCACUCUGCUGCUAUAGAUGGAAUUUGGGUAAAGAGUCAAAAAGUUUUUUAUGUAUUAGAUGUAUUGUAUUGGAGUACUUUACCACUCACAAAUUGCCAGAGUGAGUUGAGGCUAUUUUGGCUCAAAACCAAGUUCAUGGAAACACCAGAAUUAAAAAAACGCACUGAUAUAAAUAAAUAUCCUAUUUUAUCUAUACCAAAUAUCGAUUGUAACUUGGACUUAAGUUCCGCUUUAGAAAAUCUUGAUAGCAAACUGUAUCCCUUGGAUGGAUUUCUAUUUUAUCAUCGCGAAGCGAUAUAUACUUAUGGAUGCACUCCACUUGUGACAUGGUUAAAACCUUUUAUGUUAUCUGAAGUACUUGGAAUAUCUGCGCCUUCAUUGUUUAAUGAGAAACCAGAUGAUUACAUAGAUUUUCAACAUCAUUUGCAAAAAAUAGAAGCCAAAAAAUGUAACAAAACCACGACUGCUAUGAAUUCCAUGGAAAUAGAAGGCGUUGCUUAAAUUAAGGACCCAUUUUUUUUAAACAUUAAUGAUCUCAAACUAGAAAUAAUUUAGAAUGAAUUUCGCCUUCAACUCAAUUUUGAUAAACCUGAUUACAAACUAUAUCCUGUGGAUGAAUUUUUAUUUUGCUAUUGCAGAACGUAAAUUUGAAUAUAUGUAAUUUGUGGAAAAACCUUUUAUAUUAUAUCUGAAAUGCUUGACACAAACUGUGUAAAAUUACUACUCAUUUUUUUAUUAACAAAGAUACAAUGUCAUUUAUUUAAAAUUUUUAUAUCCUAUUUCUUUUAUUAUAAUAAUGACACGAAAUAAAUAAUUAUUGCAAUA
Molecule: messenger RNA, 1937 nt
Organism: Solenopsis invicta (red fire ant)
Lineage: Eukaryota; Metazoa; Arthropoda; Insecta; Hymenoptera; Formicidae
Gene: Snup
Product: snurportin-1
Exons: 6
Coding region: 315-1613 (432 amino acids)
Biological process (GO): snRNA import into nucleus
Cellular component (GO): nucleus; cytoplasm
Source: RefSeq, a predicted model, not a curated record